AUGUUUCUGAUUCGUUUAUUACCCUAUUCUUCUUUUUCUUCUUCUUCUUCUAGCUCAACAACAAUCCUUGAAGAUGACAACAAACACGAUCUCGUUUCCUCAUUCAAUCGAUUGCUCCAUCAGCAGAACCCUACCCCAUCCAUCUUUCAAUUUGGUAAGAUUUUAGGUUCCCUUGUUAAGAUCAAUCAUUACUCCACUGUUGUUUCCCUUCAUCAACAAAUGGAAUUAAACGGAUUUGUUUCAAACUUAGUCACUUUGAGCAUCUUGAUUAAUAGUUUUUCUCAAUUGGGUCAAAACCCUCUUUCUUUUUCCGUACUCGCCAAGAUUUUCAAGAAGGGUUAUGACCCAGAUGCCAUAACUUUAACUUCACUCAUCAAGGGUCUGUGUCUUAAAGGUCAGAUUCAUCAAGCAUUGCACUUUCAUGACAAGCUGGCAGCGCUUGGAUUUCGUUUUAACCAUGUUAGUUAUGGGACCUUGAUCAACGGAUUAUGUAAAGUUGGACAAACAAGAGCAGCUUUGCAAUUGCUGAGACGAGUUGAUGGGAAAUUGGUUCAACCUGAUGUGGUAAUGUACACUAUGAUUAUUGAUAGUAUGUGUAAAGAUAAACUUGUUAAUGAAGCUUUUGAUUUAUAUUCUGAAAUGGUUUCUAAGGGGAUUUCUCCCGACGUUGUUACUUACAGUGCUUUAAUUAGUGGUUUUUGCAUUCUUGGUAAAUUGAAUGAUUCAAUUGCUGCAGGAACUUAA
This is a messenger RNA of Medicago truncatula (barrel medic), 744 nucleotides long. RefSeq names its product putative pentatricopeptide repeat-containing protein At1g12700, mitochondrial. The record is from RefSeq and is a predicted model, not a curated record. Gene Ontology annotation, molecular function: protein binding. The transcript has 2 exons. The coding region runs from base 1 to 744 and encodes 247 amino acids. Lineage: Eukaryota; Viridiplantae; Streptophyta; Magnoliopsida; Fabales; Fabaceae.